This is a messenger RNA of Eurytemora carolleeae, 4725 nucleotides long. Its product is annotated as probable ATP-dependent RNA helicase DDX60. Gene Ontology annotation, molecular function: nucleic acid binding; ATP binding. The coding region runs from base 404 to 4300 and encodes 1298 amino acids. The transcript has 28 exons. Gene Ontology annotation, cellular component: cytoplasm. NCBI's taxonomy places the organism in Eukaryota, Metazoa, Arthropoda, Copepoda, Calanoida, Temoridae. The record is from RefSeq and is a predicted model, not a curated record.
CUAAUAUUAAUUUUAGAAAACUGGAGCUUUCUGUUUUCUUGAUCUUAUCAAAGACCAGGCGAAGAAGAAAAAAGUAGCUGAAGAUCUAGAACAUUUUAAGCUACUCAGGGUUGGAGCUGAAUCAUUCUUUAUCGAUUAUAACAUCAAGCUGAAGAAAAGAGACACUAAAGAGAAACCCUUUAAACUGGAAUACCUUCAUAUUACAACGCAUCCUCUUCAUACUCUCUAUCCCAAGGAAGUACUGGACUGGUUCCCACAGGAUAGAAUUAUACCUGCUACAAACAAUUUACAACCGAGGUACAAGCAGUUCGAUGAAGAAAAGCAUUGGCACAGUAACAAGAAAAUAUCUUCUGAGUUUGACAGGAUAAAGAAUGGCAGUAACUACAGUGGUAAGUCUGGUCAGAUGUACUCCAGAUUUAUGCAAAGAUAUGGGGAGUCCCUUGAAGGAUCAAACAUCAAGGACGAUCCUAUUAUUUGUAAGAAAGUGGAUAAGAAAAAAGAAAAGGAGGCCAAGACAAGUGGAAGCGCCAUUGAACUACUGAGAAAAAAGCUGGUGAGUGAUGUGAAGAGCGGGUACAGUAAGUUGGAGGAGAGGGUGAAGAUGUGCAGGAAGGAAGGUGUUAAAGAACAAGAAGAUGUUCUUCAAGAGCUUAAGAUUAAACUCUCAAACCUUCAGGCCCAACUCUCCUCUUUGCAAGGCAAGGCAGGGCAGAAACAAAACAAGAAGGUUUUGGCUGACAUUGAAAAGGAUGAUAAUGAGUUAAAGGCAAGUUUUACUCCUCUUAUUCAGAAGCUAGUUUACAGUAUACUUAAGCUCAGGUACAAAGCAUGGAAGGAAAACCCCUCUGAUGCCACCAAGAUCAAGAUGCUGCUUCAUAUAAAGAAUAACAUCAAUGUUAUCAAAGAGUUCAAACCUGAACUCAUGGAGGAUGUUGUCAAGUAUACUAAGGAGAUAGAUUGUGAAGAGUUGGGUGCAGGAUUAGCUUCUCAAGCUGUUGAAAACGAUUCUGGACCAGGUUCCAAGAAAGCUGUUAAAGCUUCCACCUGCAGUAAGCAAGACAAGAUCAAUAAGAGUAAGGCUGAACCACAAUCAGAAAAGGGAACAGGAAAUUUCAUCAGAUAUCAACUAAAGAAAAUGGAGAAGUACAUUACUAAGACUGCCCCAAAUGAAUCUGAUCCCAGAGUGAACUUUAACCCUGACUUAUGGCAGAGGGACAUCUUUGAUGCAAUUGAUGCUAGGGAGUCAGCCCUUAUAAUUGCUCCUACCUCCUCUGGUAAGACCUAUGCUGCAUAUUAUGCUAUGGAAAGCGUGCUCAGGGAAAGUGAUGAUGGGGUGGCUGUCUUUGUUGCUCCUACUAAAGCCCUAGUUAAUCAAGUUGCCGCAACAGUGUGUGCACGUUUCAGCAAAAGGAAACAGAACUUGCCUCCUGGGAAAAGUGUUUACGGUACUUUCACUCGAGAUUACAGGUUUAACACAACAGACUGUCAGAUUCUGAUUACUGUACCAGAGUGUUUGGAAAUCCUUCUCUUGUGUCCCAUACAGUUUCAGUGGACCAAGAAGCUCAGAUAUGUUAUCGUUGAUGAGAUUCAUAAUAUUGGUGGAGAGUCCCGAGGAGAGGUUUGGGAGAACAUUCUAAGUCUGAUCAGAUGUCCUGUAAUUGCACUCUCCGCUACUGUGCAGAACCCAAAGGAUCUGCUAAAUUGGUUGCAGACUCUAGAGAACUAUAAGGAAGAGAUGGAUAGAGCUAGUGGCAGGGGGGAGAUGAGAAGGUCUUACAAGGUCAGGAUGAUUCCAGAGAGUGGUAAGAUAGAACGUCACUCAGAUCUUGUGAAAUACAAGUAUUACAGUGAUGAGGAUGGAACUGAUGGAAUCACUUAUGUACACCCUAUCUCCUACCUCAAUGCUCAAGAAUUAUUGAAUAAAGGAAGUUUUCCAGAGUGCAUGACAUUCUCUCCAUCUGAAUGUCUAGACUUGUUUGAUGUAAUGGCUGACAAGUUUGGGGUUGAUGCUGUCCAAAAUGUGGAUCCUCUCAUGCUAUUUCCGAGAAACAGGUUCCUGGAUAGAGCAGAUAUUCAGAUAUUUAAUUCUUCAAUCAGUUCAUUCAUUUUGAAGCUUGAGAAUAGCCAGGCAAACAUGGAGAAGCUGAAUGAAGUUAUCACUCACUUUCCUGGACUCACUAAGGAUCAAGCCGGGAUUUAUGAUGAAAGAAACUAUCUUAUUGAUUACUUCCCUGCACUAGUGAAAACGCUUCAGAAGAAAAAUAUGCUGCCUGCUCUAGUCUUCACAUUUGAUAGAGGAUACUGUGUCCGUCUUCCUGCAGAAGUUAGUGAUACAUUUGAGGAAGAAAUAGAGGAAAUUAAGAAUACACAAGAAUAUCAGAAGAAACAGGCAAAUAAAGAGAAGAUUGAGAAGGCAAUGAAGAAAAUCAUAAAGAAGAAGAAAAAUGAGGCUGCAGAGUCGGAGAAAACGAGGAAAAAUGUAAAUGCAGUUUCCCUUGCAAUUACCAGUGUAGAUGAUAUCUCUCCCUACGAGAAGCUAAUGAGUCUUUAUCAAGAGUUCCCUCUGCAAACACUUGUCGGACCAAACAACCUUGAUAGGGACUCCAUGUUCAAUAUUAUGUCCAACCUGAAGCUAGUUAAAAAAGAGUACAUGGAGUUAAUGAAAUAUGGUAUGUCAUACCACCAUGCGGGUAAUAAUAGCAAGAUGAGAUCAACAACUGAGAUGUUGUUCAGAGAGAAGUUUCUAAAUCUAGUUGUUUGCACCACUACCCUUGCCCAAGGCAUACAUAUGCCAUGUCAAACUGUUGUAUUUGCUGGGGAUUCUGUUUUUUUAAACAGCUUGAACUACCAUCAAUGUUCUGGCAGGGCAGGCAGGAGAGGAUUUGAUCAACAGGGAAAUGUGAUUUUCUUUGGAAUCCGAGAAUCUAAGAUAGCAAGACUGAUGAACAGCAAUUUACCUCUUAUAUCAGGGAACAGUCCCACCUCCAUCUCAAAGAUUCUGAGGUUGUUCUUACUAACAAGUGAUACCCAGUCUCCAGAAGACAGAAAAGAUGCCAUAGCCAAAGCUUUGGGAAGCUUGAAUAAUCCACUUCUAGUUCUAAGGAACGAGAGCAUUAUUACUCAGCUGCAGAUUUUCUUCCUGUUUGCGGUAGAAUUUCUCCUGGCGCAGGACUACUUAGAUGAAGCCGGACAUGCUCGUGGUUUUUCAGGGAUUGUAACUCAUCUCUCCUUCCAUGAACCUUACAACUUUGCGUUCUGCCAUUUACUACAGGAGGGUGUUCUGCACAGUUUAAUCACCAGGAACAGUAAGCAGGAGAUCACAGAGAAAUCUCUGCGAACUCUUGUCCUAGUUCUCAACUAUAUGUUUGGGAUGGUUCCAGCUCCUAGCAAAAAAGAAGCCUUACCUCCCCUUCCAGCAGACAUACAAGCAUCUGUAGAUAACUACAACAAGUCCAUUUAUUCGAUUUAUCACGAAUUUCUGCAUACAGCUGCAAAUCUUUUCUACAAACCUCACUACAAAUCUGUGCUACCAUUGUCUGGUCUGAAACAUGAUUGCCCUGACACAGGUUUUGUUGACCCACUAGCAGAAUUGGCUGGUGUGACCAGUAUAUCAGAUGAUACUAUUGAUACACUCUCGUCAAAUCUGAGGAGGGAGUUGGUCACUGAAGCUUUGCCCAAACUUGAGAAACUUCCCAUCAAUGGAUAUGCACUGGAAUUUUUUAUCAGCGGAGAUAAGACUGUGGUCCAGCAGAAGUUUAGAGUCAAUGAUACUUUCUUCCAUCUUAAUAGCUUCAUGUUGGUACUGAUGACUAUCAAAACAUCGUUGCAGGAGAUUGGGCCUGACAGUUCUCAGGACACUACAGAUGACCUGAUUGAUGCUUUCACAGAGAUAUCAAACCGGUUUACAAAGAAGUUUAACAAAGCAUUUGGAAUCGAGAAGGAGACCCGCAGCUGGGGUUGUCACAAGAUUCAUGAAAUAAACUGCUACACCUGUAGUUUAAUGGUUGAAGGAAGAAUAGUAGAACAUUCAGGGCGGAAAUGGUCUGUAAAGGGUCGUCUGGAUUGCAAGAGUGAACAGUGCGUCAUCUUCAUUAAAUGUCACACAUGCAGAAUUGGUUACAUCACCACCUGUCUGAUGAGUGUUGCUGCAAAGAUAGAUUCAUUGAGGACGACAUCCACCCAUUUCAAAGAGCACGAGGUGUCUCUGAUGGUUAUAUCAAGAAUGAGGAAAGGAGAAGAUUUAAACACUGCCAGGAUUCAAUGGAUGCAGAAGCUACGUGUUCAUAAUGAGAUAAAAUAGGAAAGCUUGGAUACAAUAAGAAGACUAGAUUAUGUAUAUCUCUAUGAUUAAGAUUCUAAUGUUACAACUCGGUGAUAUUAACUUGACAUUCCAGGCACAUUCAAAUAUUUUUUGAUACAAUAGUAAGUCAGAUGGUGCCUUAUAAACCUGCACUUAUUUUGGAAAAAAAUAAUUUGAUUGAUAUUAUUGUAUUGAAAAUUACCAGUGAUGAUAUCGAUACUUCCAAAAUACGAGAUUUUUUCUACCCAUUUUUGUACUAUAUAAUAUGUUACCAUCAAAAGGAUAUUUUUUAAGCAAAGAUUCAAUUUUCUAGCUAAAUAACAUCUAGUGAUCUAUGUAUAUUUUUUUUUUGUAAAGUGGGAAUCUUGUAUUUUCUUCAAGUUUGGAUCAGCUGAUCAGAUUUAUUUCAAUAAAAUUUGUUCUCA